AUGCCGGUGCCGCUGCAACUUUAGCGGCUGACUUACAGUUGCAGGAGCCUGACCAGGUGGUCGGCGUGGAGGGGACGAGUGUGCUGUUGGAAGGCUUUGCUUACGGAAACCCAACUCCUGACUUGGCUUGGACCAGAUCGGACGUUGACGGCAACCCGCUGCCCAUCCCGGCUAAAGCCACGUACGAGCAGUGGAACCGCUUCAUCAACAUCAGCAACGUGCAGCGGGAGGACGGCGGCUACUACACGGUAACGGCAACCAACACGGCCGGGCCGCCCGACUCCAAGAGAACCCUGCUCGUUGUGGCAG
Messenger RNA from Branchiostoma belcheri (Belcher's lancelet), 309 nucleotides. RefSeq names its product contactin-6-like. Lineage: Eukaryota; Metazoa; Chordata; Leptocardii; Amphioxiformes; Branchiostomatidae. The record is from RefSeq and is a predicted model, not a curated record. Gene Ontology annotation, cellular component: plasma membrane; axon. Gene Ontology annotation, molecular function: cell-cell adhesion mediator activity. The annotation marks the transcript as partial. Gene Ontology annotation, biological process: axon guidance; homophilic cell-cell adhesion; dendrite self-avoidance. The transcript is spliced from 2 exons.